Messenger RNA from Aspergillus wentii DTO 134E9, 2078 nucleotides. RefSeq lists its product as uncharacterized. The transcript has 6 exons. Gene Ontology annotation, molecular function: FMN binding; oxidoreductase activity. The record is from RefSeq and is a predicted model, not a curated record. Lineage: Eukaryota; Fungi; Ascomycota; Eurotiomycetes; Eurotiales; Aspergillaceae. Bases 401 to 1669 code for a protein of 422 amino acids.
AUUCGCCAUUUCUCGCAGCCUUGCAGCCAACAUUGCUUACCAAUCUGUCUGCAUUCUGAACACUACACCCACCACUCCCGAGUCAGUCUCAAACCCAAUCCUUAUUUCUCACUGAUUCAUCUUACUGAUUGCAUUGCAUUCGGUUCAAGGAGACCAUCGGCCCGUCGGAUUGCAUGUGAGCUUGAAAGGCACGGACCGGAAGUUCCACAUCCGUCUCGGGCGAACCUCAUCCGAAAUUUUUUUCAUACAAACAGAAACACCCAGAAGUGGAUAGAGCGAUUAGCGAGGAUUGAUAAUCUACUUUUUGGAAGGUAUAUAGUACAGCCAUCCAGCUGGUACAACAGCAAAAUGCUUCAUAAUUAUCAAUUGUUAUUUUUUCGUUAUACUCCCUACCGUUAAUAUGUCGUCGGUUCUAUCCGAGCCCGUCAAACUCCCCAGCGGAGUAGUUCUACCCAACCGCGUGGCCAAGGCAGCAAUGGCUGAGAUGUUGGGUGGUAGCGAACAUAAACCAGCACCCGAACUCAUCCAUGUCUACGAGCAAUGGAGCCGAGGAGAAUGGGGAGCAAUUCUCACAGGAAACGUCCAGGUAGACGUCAACCAUCUUGGGAGUCCUCGCGACCCCGCCUUACACGGCGAAUACACCGGAAAGGAAGCGAACCCGGACUUGGUCGCGACAUGGAGCAAAUACGCCGAAGCAACCCAGCAACACGGUUCAGUUGGUAUCGUCCAGAUUUGCCACCCUGGUCGACAAUCGCCGCGCGGUGCGGGGCGGAGAGGCUUGUUUGCGAGUACGAUUGCUCCCAGUCCGAUUCGAAUGAGCCUUGGUAAUGGACUUUUGGACCGAUUGGCGGCUUGGGCCUUGUUUCCUGCCGCGAGGGAGAUGACACAGGCUGAUAUCGACUCCGCUACUCGUUCGUUUGUCGACACUGCUCGUCUUAUGGCUGAUAGUGGAUUUUCGGGGAUCGAGCUUCAUGGAGCGCACGGGUAUUUGAUCGAUCAAUUCCUGAACCCCAAGACCAACCUCCGCACAGAUGCAUAUGGUGGCUCUCCAGAGAAGCGAGCGAAAUUUGUCCUGGAUAUCAUCGCACAGACCCGAAAAGUUGUCCCGUCUAACUUUGCCAUUGGUAUCAAACUCAACUCUGCAGACCAUAGCUCUGCAAGCUUUGAGGACACGAUGACUCAGAUUCGACUGAUUGUCGAGGCGGGAAUUGACUUUCUCGAAAUCAGUGGAGGAAAUAUCGAGGACCCAAAGAUGAUGGGCUUCGGCAGCAACCAACGCCCGCAAAGCGAACGAACAGCCGCCCGCGAAGCCUUCUUCAUUGAAUUCGCAACCGAGACUCGCAAGCGACACCCUGACCUCGUCCUCAUGCUGACAGGAGGCAUUCGUUCCCGUACUGGUGCCGAGUCAGCCAUCAAGCAGAAUGCAUGCGACAUUGUGGGCAUCGGUCGACCCGCAGCUGUCAGCCCUAAUUUCUCUCAAUUACUCCUGGACGAGAGCGUAUCGGAAAAGGAAGCUAGCAUUACCCUAGACAAGGUCGAGCUUCCAUGGAUACUCAAAAAACUGCCUCUCAAAGUACUUGGAGCAGGUGCAGAUUCUCUAUUUUAUGGUGGCCAGAUCCAGAGGCUGGCUAAGGAUCUUAAGACCUAUCUUCCGGGGACGACUGUCUAAUGCUUUGCUUUACUGUUUACUUAGACCUCUGACAUCAUGGUGUAGAGUUUGUACAUACCCAUAUAAUAAUGCUAUUCAUCAUAGAAUUUUCAAUACACUAGACAGACUCACGCUUAGAUGGUCUAUGGAUUACCAGUUAUAUCGAUCGGGUGUGUUCCGGUGUCGUAUCUGGAACUGUUCCGAGAGAUUUAUAGUAAAACCAGACUAUAACAGCAUAAUAUCUGCAUAAACCAAUAUCUGCCCAAAACACUCAAAAACAAUGCCAAAAUAUCUCAAUCUCCCCCGCGAAGGCCUCUACAUCGACCCCCUCGCCCAAAUCCUCCGCAAAACCCUCCUAAACCCCAUCCCAGGCCUUCUCCUCUGGCUCUACACACAGAGCAACCCAUCAUCCCCGCUAACAAGCCUCUCC